AUUCCGGGCAAGCUCGUCAGCACAGAACCGACAAAACACCGUCGAUGAUGUCAGUUGUACUCCGAGUGGACAAGUCAGAAGAUCUCGGAGAGAAACUCCUCUCGCGGCUCCGGGGCGGUGAGCCUCAGAGCGAUACGAUCCAGUUCAUUUGUGGUGAUUCCACAACUCGUGAAGCUCACACGGCUGUUCUCGCCGUACGGUCGCCGUACUUCGCCAAAGUGCUGAAAGACGUGCCCCCGGGUCAAACGGUCGAAGUGGAUUUUUUCGGUGAAGUUAUGGAUCUCAUCUUCGAGCACAUUUAUACGGGCAAGCCGCUCAUUGUACGAGUGGAGCAAACUGUCGAGCUCUACGCCGCGGCCACAAAGUUUCAUUUAUACGAUUUGAAGGAGGAUAUUCGAAAGUUCUUGCUACAGUCGAUGGACAAAUGUCUGGAAACCGAAAGUUUCCUCAAGCACGAUAAAGUUGACGACGUAUAUCAACUCACCGAUAUAUUCAAUCACCCCGAGCUCAAGUGCGACCGGAUCUCUUUGAUUCAGCGCAUCACACAGUGGGCGCUACGGACGUCCAUAGAAGACAUCAGACCAAUCGUGGACACGAUAUCGAAGCCGGACCAGCCAUCGAGGAGAGCUGUUCGGAAUUUCCGACGCAUUUUGAGCCCCGUUGCGGUCUUCGCACAUGUUCUGAGGCGCUUGAUCCAAUGGAGCGGUAGAAAUUGGAUAUCUGUAUCGAUAGUAUCAUUCAUCGCAAUUCUCUUGCGAGACGAGAGGAUCUGUCUGAGAAUGAUGAAUUGA
Messenger RNA from Galendromus occidentalis (western predatory mite), 791 nucleotides. RefSeq lists its product as uncharacterized. The transcript has a single exon. Bases 45 to 791 code for a protein of 248 amino acids. Lineage: Eukaryota; Metazoa; Arthropoda; Arachnida; Mesostigmata; Phytoseiidae. Gene Ontology annotation, molecular function: protein binding. The record is from RefSeq and is a predicted model, not a curated record.